CUCAACCCCUGAGCCGCGCUGGCCGGGCUGAGCUGUACUUUUUUUAUAUGUACGGGUAUAUUUUUAUUGAUUUCAGAGAGGAAGGGUGAGGGAGAGAGAACCAUCAGUGAGAGUGAGCUGUCCCGUUUAAAGGUGGUGGCGGGUGACGUCAGAGCCGCCACAUCAGUGUUGAAUGAUCAGCAGGAAGCCAGGGCCUGGGCGCCUGUGGGAGGCGGGCGGUCGGUCAGGAGCAGGGCAGUGAGGGGGCCGGAGAGUGGGCGCUUCCCGCUGGUCUCACUGUCACAGACGAGGUGCUCAUGGCCGCCCCCCUGAGGAUCGCGGACAUGACCUCGGGGCUCAUCGGGGGAGAGGACGGCCGCGUCUACGUCUACAACGGCAGGCGCACCUUCUCCGGCGACAUGACGGGCAAAUGCAAGUCCUGGACGUCCCCGUGUCCAGAGGAGAAGGCCCAGCACGUCCUGAUUUCCCCGGAAGCGAGCUCGCGGUUCGGGAGCGGCCUGGUCACCGUGCGGUCCAAGGACAAGAACCAAGUGGUCGUGGCCGCAGAAAGGAGCUCUCUGGGAGCCCGACUGGCCGGGGCGCUUCACGUCUACAGCCUGGACUCAGACUGGAGCCCUGCCCGUGUGCCCGCCGCCCCCGCGGACACCGGGAGGACCUGCUGGAAGGAGGUGAGGCUCCCGGGAGUGGAGACACACGCAGCCAAACUGUCUGGAAACGAAACAGCGCGUCCGACUGCACCACAAGCUUGCGGCAUCGUGGGCACCGGCCGCUCUCCUGCCUAAGUUAACCCCUCAGACAGCACGUGGUCACCGGCGCGCGGGAAACUAACACCCGCGGCCGACGGAUUAAAUGCUCACGGCGAGAUUCUGAACGGAAAUACCGUCUAGAGUUCUAGUCUCAUUAACACACAUCUGAACUUACAAGUUUAACUCAAAAUUACCUUUAUUUCAAGAUCUCAGAACACAUUCCCAUAUAUUGGCAGUUGUUGGU
Messenger RNA from Myotis lucifugus (little brown bat), 990 nucleotides. It is a transcript of the gene GPLD1, whose product is annotated as glycosylphosphatidylinositol specific phospholipase D1. The record is from RefSeq and is a predicted model, not a curated record. Gene Ontology annotation, cellular component: extracellular matrix; extracellular region. The transcript has 4 exons. NCBI's taxonomy places the organism in Eukaryota, Metazoa, Chordata, Mammalia, Chiroptera, Vespertilionidae. The coding region runs from base 297 to 782 and encodes 161 amino acids. Gene Ontology annotation, molecular function: GPI anchor phospholipase D activity.